Molecule: messenger RNA, 1560 nt
Organism: Helobdella robusta
Lineage: Eukaryota; Metazoa; Annelida; Clitellata; Rhynchobdellida; Glossiphoniidae
Exons: 12
Coding region: 1-1560 (519 amino acids)
Source: RefSeq, a predicted model, not a curated record
AUGAAUGAAGAAAAAGUCGUUAUUGGAAGAAGUCCUUUGAAAAAUAACGCCGAGAUGAUGGCAUCUGUGAAGGUCCUCUUAUGUGUCGGCUGUUUGUUGGUUGCACACGUCACAUCUAACAAUGCGGCAUUAGACUGCCCAGCCUGGGAGCAAAAAAGUCACUACAAUUCAGACCACGGCGAAAACCUGCCAAACAUUCGCACGCUGGAUGAAUCUGUUACGUCAACAACAAACACUGCAACUGUCGGUACUAUGCCGCCUAGUGCAACUACAAGAGCCCCUUGCUCAAGUUUCAGUAUGGCCCUAUCGAACAACAGUAACAUUCCAGGAAGUGUGAGACAGGGCGGUUUCACUUCACUCAAUGACUGCCUGAACGCCUGCCAAAAAACCGCCUGGUGUACUGGCAUUGACUGGAACACUUUGGUGACAGCUGACCAGCAGUGUUGGUUCAGUUAUACGUCCAGUAGUAACAUUAAUUUGAAUGGUUAUAUCGGGGUUUACCACUACCAUCUGACUUGCACGGCUUCAAAUGCUAACACGCCUGCACCUAAUCCCGUGACGCAAGGCUCCGGUUGUCAAUGGAAGUUGACGGUAAACACUAACACAGCCAACGGCAUUGUCCAGAAUUCAGCUAACACUUUGCCGGAUUGUCAGGCGGCAUGCUACGCUUAUUCUAGCAGUAACAAAUGUGCGCUUGGGUUCGAUUGGAGCCCUUCUAACGGUCCUGGCUCCAUGUGCUACAUUUCCACCUCGCCAACUCUCAACAGUGGAGCAGUCGGUGUCUCGCACUAUUCCAUUGAUUGUGGAGGUCAAUGGAACGUGACUGUAAACUCGAACAGUCCCAACGGGAUUUUCAUGUCACAAUAUCAGACUUUGGAUGCUUGCAAAGCUGCCUGCGUCGCUAAUUUAACGGCUUGUAGCUAUGGGAUUGAUUGGAACAACGCCAACAAGCAAUGUUUUUUUUCUACUUCGAGCACUCUCAAUGUUAAUGGCUUUCCUGGAGUUGACCACCACACAUAUGUCGCUCUUUGCACUUGGUCAACGACAGCAGAUACAAACAGCCCUGGUGGUGAGGUAAGGGCAGCUGCAACGACUUUAGAUGCGUGUAAGAAAAUUUGUACUGAUCUUGGUACCUCUGGGUGCCCUUAUGGUGUCGAUUGGAACCCUAGCGCUUCACCCGGAACCCAAUGUUUUCUGUCGAAAACUUCUGUUAAAUCCUCUUACAUUGGCGUUUCGCAUCACGAUGUGACCUGCGUCAAUACUACGGGAUGCAUUUGGAGUUUGGUUGCCAACACAAACAGCCCUGGUGGAAUGGCACAGCCAGGUGCAACCACGGUUGAUGCCUGCCAGGCACAAUGCAUCGCCAACAAAGAGAACACCUGCAAAUACGGAAUCGAUUUUAACCCUAGCAAUCCAACUGGUCUGCAAUGUUUCUUCGCCACAUCACAAGCGACUUCAACAGCCGCUGGAGUUACUCACUACACCUACCAAUGCUCCUCAAGUGUCGGUGGCUUAACAACUAGUCCAAGUUGGUGUUCAACUGCCGAUUAUUUUCAUUAG